GGUUCAAGUCGAGCCUCUCUCAACGGCUGAACCAAGACAUCUCAUUGGGCACUCGCCUCGCCUCCCCAUCGUUCCACAUCUCUCCUCUUCAUCACUUUCAACUCCUUCUCUCUCACUUACCUUCGCCCCCUCUCGCCCCCUCUCAACUCUUUCUCUUUUCUCUCACUCUGGCUCCUUCAGUCUCUAGAGAAUGUGUCGAGCUCGUGUGCCCGACACGUAGGUGUAUAUAAAAAGAGCCGCGCGUUCGCACCGAAUCGCCACUGUGCAAGACGACACAGAUACGUUGAGAUCUCAAUUUCGUAAUAAUUUUCGUAAAUUUCAGUUCGAUCGAAUCGAGUGUUGUGUCGGAGAAAAAUCAACGUUUUUUCCAAUUCGAUAAUCGCUUUCGAAGAGUAUUAACGUUAAAACGACGAGUGUUUUUACCCGGAAGAGAGCAUCGACGCGAUUACAAGUACGAGCACCCGUCACCGCGAGGGAUCGAAGCAUCCUGAAGAUUCGAACGCUUGGAUUCGCCUACCAAUUUCGCGAGUCCCAAAUUCCCCUGAAAUAUUGUCACGGGGAUUUCAACAAUUCGAGAAACCCGAGAAAAUGUGUGUUCGAACCGGAACGGACGAUACUAUUGGGGGACGUCGUACGAUCGAGGAAAACGUGCCGAUCGAUCGCACCCAGUUUCCGAACAAACUGACCAGAGCCAAGGAAAAGUACAUGAAAAUACACGACGAGAUCGUCGAGCGAGAACUCGCCGCAGGAAAACAGAUCGUCGAUGAUAACGACGAGGAUAUCGCUCAUGCCAACUUAGCUGACAAUCUACUUGCCAAAUGCACCAUCAAGUAUGGCAACUUGAUGAACCGUCUCGUACGACAUUACGAAAACUUUCGGCAGUCCGACGCCUGCAAAAUUCUCUUCUCGACGACGCAGCCGGCUCACGUGAUCACAAUCGUUGCUGUUCUCUGUGUGACUUCUGCUCUCGUACCUAAUACCGAGAGGAAUCAGAUCGCCGGACAUCCGCACUCACACGCAGCCGCAUUCAUUUAUCUCGCUUCGUUUGUCAUGCAUUUUGGCGCCCAGAUCUGGAUGACCUUCGUUUCCGGUCUCUCCCUGUACUUUGCGCUACCGAGACACACCUUCGGCGAAGUUCAACGCGUGCUUUUCCCUCGCUAUUUCACAAUCAACGCUUGCUUGAGCCUCACCACUUUACUCAUCUUCGUCAAGCAUCAUCCGGCUCAAACUUGGGACAGAGAGAUCACGAUUCAGGUUCUGGGAAUGUCUAGUGCAUUUUUCGUGGAGCUUUUGAUUCGUCUUUAUCUGACGCCACCUCUGCUGUCUCUGAUGAUCCAGAAGACGAUGAUAGAGCGCGCUGCUGGUGUUGGGAACGAAGUGGGCCGUCAAAAUCCCGGAUCGCUCAAGCAUUGUCCUCAUUAUUUAAAAAUCCAUGAAGCUUUUCGUCGUAUGCACGUUGGAAUAGCGAUGGGUAACAUGUUCACGAUGGCGUGCACGGUUCUCCACCUUCAUUACAUAGCGAGCAAAUUGUGUGUAUUAUAAGAGAAAAUGGAAUUAGAGGUUGAAAAAAGUCUUUCGAGUCGAAAACACGCCUCGUCGCAGCUUGUUAGAAAUAAUUUUUUUUAAUUUAAUGACAUCGUCUGGUAAAAAACUAUCGAAAUAAUUAUCCAGACUCCGUUGCAGGGAAGCCUUGAACGAAAACAGGAUUGCCAGAGUCGAGAAAGAAAAAAAAAAGAAAGAAAAAAAGUGAGAAGACAGUAAUAAUGCAGUCCCUUAUAAAAUUGAGAAUGAGCAGAAAACAAAAAGCUUCUUCGCUCUCCUGAGAAUUUAAAGAAGGGGAAAAUAAAUAAUCUCAAUUCUUAGUCAUGAACCAGAAUCUCUCUGCUCAUUCGAGGAACUCGGACCACUCGUAACUGAUUAUAUUUAUGUGAAAUUAUGAGCCGGAUUUAUUCAGCUUCGCUCGACUCUUCAUUAACGAGAUCGCAGAAUUGAUAGAAAUCGCGUAAUUAGCCAUUCCGCUAUCACGAUCUUUCAAUUUUACAACACGAAUCGAAUCUAGCGAUAUAUUUCAGGAAAAAGAAAUUGAUAAAUAUUCAAGUGGCACUGCGAUACGAACUUCCAAUGAGUUUAGAUUUAACAAAUUCCUAAGGCUUGCUCUGUAUCAGAGUUGCAUCAGUAUUUAUUCUGAUUUCACUUACGAUGGAGCACAAGAUAUUGCGCUCAGUAUACAAUCGCUGUCAUUUUUAGGCCAACAAAUGGCAAAAGAUGUAUGAAAAAAAUUUAUAAUGAAAUUCGAUAAUUUCUGACUGUUUUUUCGGUAGAAAAAACUGCGUUCAUGAUAUUUUUAUCUUGCCAAUUUAGGUCUUGCCAACUUAAAGAAAUCUAAUGUUCUAGAAAAUUAGCCUCGUGAUGAUAUACCUCGGUGUGUUCGAUCGAAAAACCGUUUUCGACUGAACGAACAUUCAAUCUGGAACUAAUAAUCCAUACUUCCGAUCACACGAAUAUAUGAUACAUCGAUUACCAAUAACAUUGUGAUAAAAUGAUUUUUUAUUCGAGCUACACCGUUCCGUGAGACAACACGAAAGUGAGCAAGUUUCGAUGAGGCAUAUUGAAACAAUUAAUGUAAAAUAUCCGGACUAUGUCCUAAAAUAUAAAAAAAUGAUCGGGAAAGACGAAGAUGCGAUGAAAUUUUGUUGUAUAAUAACAAAUUGACUGACGUUUUAUUUAUAUGCAUACCGCGAGUCGUAUCACGAUUGUAAAUAAUACAUUACGUCGUCUCAUUCAGUGUAUCGGCGUAAGGAUUGAUCGUUGAAAAUAUAAAUAUUACUUAGGUUUCCAUUA
This is a messenger RNA of Venturia canescens, 2841 nucleotides long. RefSeq lists its product as uncharacterized. The transcript is spliced from 3 exons. The record is from RefSeq and is a predicted model, not a curated record. Bases 589 to 1542 code for a protein of 317 amino acids. NCBI's taxonomy places the organism in Eukaryota, Metazoa, Arthropoda, Insecta, Hymenoptera, Ichneumonidae.